AUGGUAGAGAAAUGGAGCCUUGGAAGCCAAGAGAGGAGAAAAGGAGGAGGAGGACAUAGCAAGGCUGACCCUGGGCAAGGAGCAGGAAGACACUCUGAUCAUAAACUUGAGCAGGCAGAAGCUGGACCACUGACAGAGGAGGAUGCAGAAAAUUGGCAUGACAAACCUGUGCCAAAAGACAAGGCAGAUGCCGGCUCAAUCCGCAGUUUACAGACAGGCGUGGGAGAGCUUCAUGGGGAAACCAGAUUCUGGCAUGGAAAGGACUACUGCAAUUUUGUCUUCAAAGAUUGGGUUCAACUUGAUAAACCUUUUGCUGAUUUCAUUGAUAGGUACUCCACUCCCCGGAUGCCCUGGCAUGAUAUUGCCUCUGCGGUCCACGGGAAGGCAGCUCGUGACGUGGCGCGUCACUUCAUCCAGCGCUGGAACUUCACGAAGAUUAUGAAACCAAAAUAUCGGUCCCUUUCUUAUCCUUUUCUGCUUCCAAAGUCUCAAACAACAGCCCAUGAGCUGAGAUAUCAAGUACCUGGGUCUGUCCAUGCUAACGUACAGUUGCUCCGCUCUGCUGCUGACUGGUCUGCUGGUAUAAAGUACCAUGAAGAGUCCAUCCAUGCUGCUUACGUCCACGUGAUUGAGAACAGCAAGCACUACAUCUAUAUCGAA
Messenger RNA from Galeopterus variegatus (Sunda flying lemur), 660 nucleotides. Its product is annotated as phospholipase D1-like. The annotation marks the transcript as partial. NCBI's taxonomy places the organism in Eukaryota, Metazoa, Chordata, Mammalia, Dermoptera, Cynocephalidae. The transcript has 5 exons. Gene Ontology annotation, biological process: cell motility; regulation of microvillus assembly. The record is from RefSeq and is a predicted model, not a curated record.